Messenger RNA from Vespula pensylvanica (western yellowjacket), 814 nucleotides. RefSeq names its product muscle-specific protein 20-like. Lineage: Eukaryota; Metazoa; Arthropoda; Insecta; Hymenoptera; Vespidae. Bases 131 to 679 code for a protein of 182 amino acids. The record is from RefSeq and is a predicted model, not a curated record. The transcript has 5 exons. Gene Ontology annotation, molecular function: protein binding.
ACGCAGCACCGGUGCCGAGCCGCACACUUUUUGUGCUUACGCUUGAGCCGAGACUUGUAAGCUGUGCUUUCUCAACAAAUUCCGUGUUCGAAGGAAAUCACGAAGAAUUUAACCAAGAAUUGAGUUCAUCAUGCCUGGACGUCCGUUGUGGCAGGUUGCUGGUAAAAGAGAGGCUAGCCAAGAGGCAGAAGCUCAACAAUGGAUCGAGACGAUCGUUGGAGAAAGAUUUCCACCAGGAGUCAGCUACGAGGAUGCUUUAAGAGACGGUGUAUUAUUAUGUAAACUCAUGAACAAAUUGCAGCCUGGAAUCAUCACGAAGAUUAAUACAUCCGGUGGUGAUUAUAAAAUGAUGGAUAAUCUUAAUCAGUUUCAGAAAGCCUGCACGAAAUAUGGCGUCCCUGACGUGGAUCUCUUCCAAGCAGUCGAUCUUAUGGAACGGAAAAAUAUCGCUCAAGUUACGAAUACCAUCUUCGCUAUCGGACGCACUACUUAUAAGCAUCCCGAAUGGCGUGGACCUUGGCUAGGACCGAAACCAGCGGAAGAGAACAAACGAUCGUUCACGGAAGAACAGUUAAGAGCCGGUGAGACACUUAUUGGUUUACAGGCAGGUACCAAUAAAGGUGCAACUCAAGCUGGUCAAAACUUCGGUGCUACGAGAAAAAUUCUUCUUGGAAAAUAACUCGUCUUUCUUAACGUGUGUCAAUAUCAACGAAUAAUCAAUGAAAAAAGUAGCGAUAUUAAGAUAGUUUCUAUUUACAUACAAGUCGAAGAAAAUGUUGUGAUUAAAAAUAAAUGUAUUUUGUAACCUUGAAAA